Astyanax mexicanus (Mexican tetra) is the source of this 5602-nucleotide messenger RNA. RefSeq names its product deleted in malignant brain tumors 1 protein. Gene Ontology annotation, cellular component: membrane. The transcript is spliced from 16 exons. The coding region runs from base 376 to 3687 and encodes 1103 amino acids. The record is from RefSeq and is a predicted model, not a curated record. Lineage: Eukaryota; Metazoa; Chordata; Actinopteri; Characiformes; Acestrorhamphidae.
CCUCCCACCUCUGUCACGCCAGUUCUGGCUCCAAUUUGCCUCUACUGCCUCUGCAAGCGCAGGCAAGAUGGCAGCUUCCAUUUCGGCCAUAUUUUGGCUUUAAAACGCCUUAAUGAGAGUAAAUGGGGACCGUCCAGACCAUACUUUUAUACAGUCUAUAAUCACAACCCAAACUCCACAACGCGCCAAGCAGCACAUUUUUAGUUGCUGCGGAAGCACAGCUCAUUUAGGCUCAGCUCAGCUCACCUCAGGACUUGUUGUGCUACUAAGAUAUAAGGCAGUGUGAGGUUGGUGGAUGGUGGCAGUCGCUGUGCUGGGAGAGUGGAGGUUCUUCAUAGAGGGCAGUGGGGAACAGUGUGUGGUGAUGACUGGGAUAUGAGUGAUGCUGCAGUGGUGUGUAGAGAGCUGGGCUGUGGAGAAGCUGUAGAUGCACUGGGCAAAUCUCAUUUUGGAUCAGGAUCAGGACCAAUCUGGAUGGAUGAUGUGGACUGUAGUGGAUCAGAGUCUAGACUGAAGAACUGUAGAUCACCAGUAUGGGGUAAACAUGACUGCAAUGAAACCCACAAUUCUGGAGUCAUCUGUUCAGGAGCCAGGCUGGUUUUAGGUUCUCGCUGCUCUGGGAGAGUGGAGGUUCUUCAUGGAGAGAGCUGGGCCACAGUGUGUGAUGCUGACUUUAACCAGCAGGAUGCAGAGGUUGUGUGUCGAGAGCUGGGCUGUGGUUCUCCUGUGAAGGUUCUGGGAGCAGCUGCGUUUGGUAGAGGGGAGGGUCAGGUGUGGUCAGAGGUGCUUCAGUGUAGAGGAAACAAAUCUCAGACUCACUUCUGUCCAAAAUCAUCUUCACUCAAACACAACUGCUCCCAUGAUAAUGAUGUGGGACUGGUGUGUGCAGGAGUCCUGCUGGUUAAUGGCUCUCGCUGCUCUGGAAGAGUGGAGGUUCUUCAUGGUGAGAGCUGGUUCACAGUGUGUGAUGCUGACUUUAACCAGCAGGAUGCAGAGGUUGUGUGUCGAGAGCUGGGCUGUGGUUCUCCUGUGGAGAUUCUGGGAGCAGCUGCUUUUGGUAGAGGGGAGGGUCCGGUGUGGUCAGAGAAGCUUCAGUGUAGAGGAACUGAAUCUCAGAUUCACUUCUGUCCAAAAUCAUCUUCACUCAAACACAACUGCUCCCAUGAUAAUGAUGUGGGACUGGUGUGUGCAGACAGUGUGAGGUUGGUGGAUGGUGGCCAUCGCUGUGCUGGGAGAGUGGAGGUUUUUUAUAACAGAACAUGGAGAUCAGUGUGUGGUAAAAACUGGGAUAUAAGAGAUGCUGCAGUGGUGUGUAGAGAGCUGGGCUGUGGGGAGGCUGUAUUUAAAAAUGUUCAGUUUGGACCAAGAUCAGCCUGGAUGGAUGAUGUGAACUGUAGUGGAUCAGAGUCUUCAGUGAAGCACUGUAGAUCAGCUGGAUGGGUGGAACAAAUUUGUAAUCGACUUGCUGGAGUCAUCUGUUCAGGGGUCAGACUGGUGGGCAGAUCUCGCUGCUCUGGGAGAGUGGAGGUUCUUCAUGGAGAGAGCUGGGUCACAGUGUGUGAUGCUGACUUUAACCAGCAGGAUGCAGAGGUUGUGUGUCGAGAGCUGGGCUGUGGUUCUCCUGUGGAGGUUCUGGGAGCAGCUGCUUUUGGUAGAGGGGAGGGUCAGGUGUGUGUAGAGGCAGCGAAUCACAGAUUCACUUCUGUCCAAAAUCAUCUUCACUCAAACACAACUGCUCCCAUGAUAAUGAUGUGGGACUGGAAUGUUCUGGUGACAAGCGAAGACUUGUUGGUGGUCCUCACGCAUGCUCUGGGAGAGUAUAGAAGCUUCAUCGGAAUUCUUGGCUUCCAGUGUGUGAUGCUGACUUUAACCAGCAGGAUGCAGAGGUUGUGUGCAGCUGGGAGCUGGGCUGUGGUUCUCCUGUGGAGGUUCUGGGAGCAGCUGCUUUUGGUAGAGCAGAGGGUCAGAUGUGGUCAGAGGAGCUUCAGUGUAGAGGAAACGAAUCUCAUAUGUACCUCUGCCAGACAUCUCCUUCCCAACUGCUCUCACAACAAGGAUGUGGGACUAAGAUGCUCUGGUCACACUCAGGCUCGGCUGAUGAACGGCUCAGAUUCCUGUUCUGGUCGAGUGGAGCUCCAGUACCUCAGUUCUUCUCUGGGGUCUCAUGAGGGAGGAGUGCGGUUGUCUGGAGGGAUGGAGUGUGAGGGGGAAGUGGAGGUGUUCUUCAGGCAGGACUGGAGGAGAGUUCUGCUGGACUCCUGGAGUGAGUCUGAGGCCUCUGUGGUCUGCAGACAGCUGGGCUGUGGUUCUGUACUCAACAUCUCCAGCUCCUCUUCAUCCAGUCCUGAACACAGCUACAUGUGUGUGACGGGUUUCAACUGCUCUGGGAGUGAAGCUCAUCUGAGGAACUGCAGCAGCUCACAAGCAGUUAACUGCAGCUCCACAGUACAGCUCUACAUCACCUGCUCUGGUACAUCUAACACAGUCCACAGCUCCAUCAGGCUGGUUGGUUCUGGGGGAGACUGUGCAGGAAGGCUGGAGGUUUUCCACAGUGGAUCAUGGGGGACAGUGAGUGAUGAAUUGUGGGAUAUUGAGGAUGCGCAGGUGGUCUGCAGACAGCUGCAGUGUGGAGUGGCCCUCAGUGCUCCAGUACCGGUACCAGCCCGGUUUGGAUCUGGAACUGGACCCAUUUGGCUUAAUGAGGUGGAGUGUGAGGGGAACGAGGCGUCUCUGUGGAACUGCAGAUAUCAGCUGUGUGGAGAGGAUGAAUGUGGACACAAGGAUGAUGUAGGAGUCGUGUGCUCAGAGUAUAAAGAGAUCAGACUGACUGAGGGCUGUGAGGGGAAUCUGGAGGUGUACUAUAAUGGAACCUGGGGGAAUGUGUGUGUAAAUGGGAUGACAGAUGAAACGGCAAAAUUGAUCUGUCGAGAGCUGAACUGUGGAAGAACUGGCAGUGAGUCUUGGUCUAAAGCAAGAGUGGAAUCAGCUCCUAACUGGCUGGAUAAUGUAAAAUGUAGGAAACAUGACUCCACUCUGUGGCACUGUCCAUCUUCUUCCUGGGGGGAGAACAGGUGUGAUAAUCACAAUGAGGUUGCUUGCAUUACCUGCUCAGAGAAUGGAAAUACACUAGAUUUGACAAAUUGGCUGUGUGAUUCAUCUCCUCAUGAGAGACCGUGCUCAAAGCACAUUCCUCUGAGGCUGAGGGGAGGAGUAGGAAGCUGUUCUGGAUGGCUGCAGGUGUAUCAUAAUAAAACAUGGGGGUCUGUAUGUGGUGAUCUGUGGGACAUCAGGGAUGCUCAGGUGAUCUGCAGGCAGCUGGGUUGUGGGCCGGCGCUGAGUGCUAAUAGAAGAGCUGCUGAUGGUUCUGGUGGAGGAACUAUCUGGAUGAACAGAGUGAAGUGUAGAGGGAAUGAGAUUCACCUGUGGGACUGUCCUCAUUCCCUGAAGAACCACACUGACUGCUCCCACAGUGCUGGAGUCACUUGUGGAGGCUUCCUGUAUCAUACUUUGCCUUUAAAUAAUAAAAGAGGACAGAUGGGACAUUUUGUCUUGCAAGGUCAGGGACCACUUUUCUCCAUUGUAAACUCAACUGAAAGUAAGAGUAAAAUGUUUUUUUCUUCUCUCAAAGCAGACAUGUCUGGUCUUUACAGAAAUAAUGUAGCAGUUAAUCAAAUACUUGUCAGAUAACUCUCUUUUCAUAUUGUUAUAUUUUAGUGUUUAAAUAUUUAGUGUUUUUUUGUAGAUUUUCUUCCUUUGUUAAUAAAUUACACCAAUUUAUCUAUCUUUUCUUCCCACUGAAUAAUGUUCUGAAUAAUGUAUCUUCUCAUUCAAUAAAAUGUAUUUAUAAAAGCUAUUGGAUAAAAAAACUUUUAACAAUAAUUUUAGUUUUCUUUGCUUUUUAUUGUUCUAUGUAUUGCUCUUUUAUUGCAACUUUAAUAUUCACUAUCAUAGGGCACUACCAGUAUUUUCAGUUUCCAGUAGAGGGCAGUGUUAGACUUUUAGACCCUGUGGAUGUUUAGUUUCUGUAACAGUAAUGCAAGAUGAUUGACAGGGAUUAUUUUAUUGUUUGUGCAUGGAGUUUCUGUAGGUUCACAUGUGCUGUAGGUACCAAAUGUGUAGCACCUCAAACUAUCAAAAUAUGUUACUGUGCCUGUUUACUUUUUUGAGACCAGAAAGUUAUUUCUGUGGCGAGAGGUCAUGAGAUCUUGGGGAAAAGGGAAAAGAAAGAAGAAAAAAAGGAAGAAAUAGGGAGACACUUAAAUCAGGCCCUCAAACCCACAUUUACAUUUUUUGUAACAAAUAAAUAGAAAACACAGACACAAGCAAUAACAAUAAAAAAAACACUUAUUUAGAAAGCAAUUUACAAAGCUUUGAUCUGCUCUCCCUCUCCUCUCCUCCUCUUUACAUCCUGGAAGCCUCCUUCUGCUGAUCUUCCUCUUUCGGGUGGGGAUGGAGACGGUGGAGAGGCAAGUGCUGCUGCUUGAGCUCCAGGACACUGAAGAUGCUGGGUCUUCGGGGACUGGGCCUGAAUUUACAGAAGAGAAAGAUCUGUAGAUUUACUUUCACAUAGUUACUGUAGUCCUGUAAUAGUUUAUCCAAAUAAGAUCUACAGUUCUCCAUAGUUCAUACAUUUGUCUCAUUAACAUACACUGUUUUUAGCUUGUAUGGGAUCCUGGGCAAACCCCUGAUUCAGCACUUCUCUCAUACCAUUUUAUACACUGCCUGUAUUUGUAAUUAAUGUACUAAACUAGAAAUGUCAAAAAAGUAACCAAAUAAAUAACUUUACUGCAGGAUACACACUAUCAUGAUGAAAUAAUAGAAUUAGUAAAACAACUAUUUUUUUAAACAAGCAAGCCUGGAUGAAAAUGUUCAGAACAGAGAAUUAAGAAUGACAAGUAUUUAAAAUUAAGUACAGAUACAGUCCAUCAUUCAUUCUGACAGGUGACUUUAAUUUAGUUUUAGUCUUUUGUUUGUCACACUUUAGUCAUUUAGUCAACAAAACAUUUAAGCCUAGUCUAGUCAAAUAAAAAGUAUGUAUUACAUUUAUGGUUUUACUGUUUUAGAUGUGUAUUAUUUAUUGCUAAUAUUUAUUAAAACACCAGCUUUUAAGUUUUGUUUCAUUUAAAUUAAGCACAAGCUAUUUAAAACAAGGUGUAUGUAUGGACAUAUUGACAAUUUAAAGAACAACUCCCAGGUUCAGAUGAUGCAAAAAUGAAAGACAACCAAAACUGAGAUAAAAUGGCAAUACAGCUAAUUGACAUUCUUAAAACUACAUUUCAUUUUAACAGUUUCUCAACUAGAAUCUCUCCUUUACUCACAGCUAAAUUGGUGUACUCUCAUUAUAUAUAUGUAUAUGAUAUAUAUGUGUGUGUGUGUGUGUGUGUGUGUGUGUAUAUAAUAAAAUAGCAUUUUAAAAUCUAAGAACUUGCUGACAAAUAUGAUUCAUCUUUAUUCUGAAGUGCUCAGAAUAGCAGAGGACUGACAGCUUAGGUACCAUACUAAUGCAUACAUAACUACAUAGGUAGUUAGUUAUCUAUAUUGUAAUAAGUUGUUCACAGUCAUUACAUUGCAAAAAACUAAAUCUUAGCAAGUUAAAUUAUCU